Molecule: messenger RNA, 5666 nt
Organism: Rhizopus microsporus ATCC 52813
Lineage: Eukaryota; Fungi; Mucoromycota; Mucoromycetes; Mucorales; Rhizopodaceae
Exons: 17
Coding region: 62-5533 (1823 amino acids)
Biological process (GO): double-strand break repair via homologous recombination; error-prone translesion synthesis
Cellular component (GO): zeta DNA polymerase complex; nucleus
Molecular function (GO): DNA-directed DNA polymerase activity; DNA binding; nucleotide binding
Source: RefSeq, a predicted model, not a curated record
GCUUGCGUGUUUAGCUUUUCAUUUCCUUUUUUGUGUCUCAGUUGAUCUCUAGAGAUUCAACAUGACCAUCUCUAUAAGAAUAGUCGAUAUAGAUCACUACCUGCAAAGACCGUGCUUUUUAGAUCGCGCUUAUUCUCCCUUCUGUGACAACCCUCUGUCAAGAGUACCUGUUAUUAGAAUAUUUGGAUCUACCGAUGCAGGUCAGAAAGCAUGUGUUCAUAUUCAUCAGAUCUACCCUUAUUUCUUUGUUCCUUAUACUAUAUCCCAAGGAUACACUCUAGAGGAUAUCCAAAAGAGCAUCUUUCAAUUUGGAACCUGUCUCAACCAAGCCUUUGACCAGUCAAUCAAACCUAGUCCUGACAAGAAAAAUCAGCAUAUUGCUGCCAUUGUCCUUGUGAAGGGUGUACCAUUCUAUGGGUACCACACUGGAUACCAGACGUUUUUAAAGAUAUACAUUAUAGACCCAUCUGAAAAGCAGCAGAUGAUCGAUAUACUUCAAUCACAAGCCAUCAUGGGGACUCACUUUCAGCCCUUUGAGUCCCAUAUCCCGUUUGAGCUUCAGUUCUUAAUGGAUCAUAACCUCCAUGGUAUGGAUUGGAUGCAUUUAGAUACAGAUACCGUUGGCAGACAUGCAGAGAUCGGUCUUCGUUUCCGUUUGCCUUUGGUUGAUACACCCAAGUCAGAGCACAAUAAAUCUCAGGCGUCAGGGUCAACUUCUAUGACAGAGGUGCAUGAUAAAUUAGUUUAUACAUCAGAAACUGUACCUGUCAUGUUACAGUCAGAUGCUCUUGCUCGAGAAAGUUAUUGCGAAUUGGAAAUUGAUGCUACCAGUAUGUGCAUCCUGAACCGGUUAGAUCUCACCGAGAGAGAUAUUCAUGCUGAUUUGAGCUACGAGAUGAAGUUACAGAAACACGAUUUACUCAACCCUGAUGAAGUGGCCAAAAGGAAACUCGUGAAAUCACUAGAAACCAUAUGGAAGGACGAAGCUAAGCGUCGUAGGGCAAAGGGGAAUACAGAACCUUUGUGGUCAGUAUCCCAAACAGAUGACCAGCGUGUGCCAUCCAGCGUGCCUUGGACUUCAGAACCUUCGUUAAGAAGCAUUUUGAACAAAAUGAUUGAGAGAUCAGGCACUGAAGCCCACACGAAUAGAGAUCCCAUCUUAUUAAAUGAUGUUAUGACUGUAUUUCAAUCUGUUGAAUCUCUGUAUCCACAAGAAUACUAUCAGCUCAAAAGAGGUACUACAAAUCAACACGUUGCUACUCCCCAAGAAAAAGAAAUGAACCAAUUUAGCGUUAUCUCUGAUCCUUCUCGAUAUAAAGCAUGGAUAACACAAAACUAUGUGGACACAAACCUUAUUGACUCCUAUCUCGAAAGUAAAGCAAAAAAUGAUGACGAAGAACAACAUUUUGACUUGGACCACGAAGAAACUGACCAGCAGAUCUUGGAUAAUGAUGUCUUUGACAAUGGUGAUUAUAUUUUAAAAGAAAGUGAUAUUGCGAAAUGGAUAGAAGAAUCCGAAAAGAGAGAAGGUUCAUCAAGGCCUGUGGUGAGUAUAGAAUACGAAGAUGAUGACGAUAAUAUACGUCAAGAUAUGAUAUCACAAGUAGGACAAAAACGAAAGCUUGAGUUAGAAGAAAACGAUGCACAGUAUACUGAAGAUGGACCAUUCCAAAUAAGCAAUAUACUUCCUGAUACCAUGUCGCGUCCAAAUCGGUUUUUACGAAAGCUUCGAAUCAGUCAAUUAGAUGGUACAAAGGAUACAGACGAAUCAACAAGUAACGUGCGCUCAAUAUCGGCAAAGGAGCAAUGGGAACAAGAAAAGAAAUUGUUGAAAAAGAUGAAGACAAGAAAGAGAAAAAUGCCUGAAAAUGACAAUGAGACAAUUGUAUCUGUAGUUAUUAAAGAAAGUCCCAUAUUCAACAGGAGAAGAAAAAGAAAACAAAAGGUAUCAAACCAGCAACAUGCCACAACUGAGGGUGAAUCACAAAAAGAUAUACCUCAGGAUGGCAGUGGCAGCCAAGAAAAUAGUACAAUAUUAUCAAACUCCCAUUAUGGUGUCAGUCAAUCUAUUUUAAGUAAUAGUGAGCCGCUACUUAGCUCGCAGCAGGAGCGAGUGGCUGUAGAGCAUACAUAUAAAAAAGAUGUGGUGAAAGGAGAUGAUAGUAGUCCAGGACUAAUAGACAUGAGUGAUAUUCUUGAUAAGCAAACGCUUAGCAAGUUUUUUUUGAGCAAGCUUAAUUAUAUAUGGUCACCAAAAGAAGAUUUUGAAAACCAUGCACUCUUGCAUGAAUCAUUACCUACAGCCCAAGACAAACCAUGCAAUGCAAAGCAACUCUUGUCUAUAUCAUCAGGAUCUGAUAUCGUUGAGAAACAGCAGGCAGUGCAUGUAACAAAUGAUAUUGAACAGGAUGACAACGUAGACUACGACUGGGAAAGAUACUUUCAAAGAAGUGAAAAUGCAUCAAGUAGCAGAAAACGUGCCAAAGUCACUCAAAUAGCACACAAGCCUGCACAAAUGGAAUUUGUCUAUGUUCAUACACCACCAACCAUAACAGAGGAAGAUCCAAUAAUGAAAAAUAUACCCAACGUCAUAUACAAAGAGCCAUUCUAUAGCAAAUCGUCUGACGUACCAACAUACCCAACUUCAUUUAAUGGACAGGAAUUCAAAUUGAAAUGCAAUACAAUAAAUAGCUUAAAGGAGUUCAAGAAUAGAUAUUUUCACAUGCGGCAAAAGAGAGAUGAAGCCUCUAAAGUUACUAUCCGUCAUUGGACUCCAACUAAUCCUCCGCCCAGCUUUAAAGAAGUGCAAGCGUGGCUAGAAGAUGAGAAAGUGUGUAAAAAGCUUAAAAUUACAUACGAAGGAUCACAGCUUGAUGGCCCUUCACUUGAUGGACCAUUUGACUUUAAAUACAGCGCCAGUAAGCCUGUAGCCAAAACUACGUAUAUCAAGAACAACAUAGAUUAUUUUAGCUUGGAAAUACACGCUAAUACCAGAGCCGACUUAUUGCCAGACCCAGAGCAAGAUGCAGUUUCUGUUAUAUUCUAUUGUCUGAAAACUGAAGGUUUAAACGUUCCAACGAAUGGCUAUCAGCGAGGCUAUCACCUUGGUAUCAUAUGUUUAAACGACUUUAUUGUAACAAAAAUUGGAAUUGCUACAACACGUGCUGACAUAAAUUAUGCAGAAACAGAAGAGGAACUAUUUUCUAUUCUAAUCGAAAAGGUCAGGCUCUAUGACCCUGAUAUGUUGGUUGGUUAUGAAGUCCAGAAUUCAUCAUGGGGUUACCUUAUCGAACGAGGAACUCAUUUAGGAAUCAAUGUUGUAAACGAAUUAUCAAAAGUGAUUAGCUAUCCUUCCAACAGUGUCCGCAAAGAUGAUUGGGGAUAUAAGAAGGCAUCAAUGUAUAAGAUAUGUGGAAGGCAUAUGCUUAACGUUUGGCGAUUGAUGAGAAGCGAACUUGCGUUGACGAGUUAUACACUCGAAAACAUUGCAUAUAGCUUGCUACACGAGAGAGUACCUCACUUUUCCCAUGCAACGUUGACAGCAUGGUAUCGACAUGGACCAGCUGUUUUAAGACAUCGGUUAUUCAAGUAUUACAUGAAGCGAGUGCAAAUGAACCUGGAUAUACUAGAUGUGUCUCAGGUCAUCAGCCGCACUUGUGAAUCUGCCAGAGUUUUCGGUGUCAAUUUCUAUUCAGUUCUUACAAGAGGAUCCCAAUUCAAGGUUGAAUCAAUCAUGCUUCGCAUUUCAAAGCCUGAGAACUUUCUAAUGAUUUCUCCAAGCAGAAAACAGGUUGGCUCCCAGCGCUCGCUUGAAUGUUUACCACUCAUUAUGGAACCUAUUUCAAAGUUUUACAACAGUCCGAUGGCUGUCCUAGACUUUCAAAGCCUGUAUCCCUCGAUUAUUAUUGCUUAUAAUUAUUGUUAUUCCACGUGUUUAGGCCGUAUUCGAAAACCUGGAGAAUCUUCGCGAUUUGGCGUUUUGGACUCAUUUGACUUACCUAAUGGGCUAUUGAAUUCCUUAAAAGACUACAUUAAUAUAUCUCCUAACGGGGUAAUGUUUGUAAAGCCUGAAGUUCGAAAGAGUUUACUUGCUAAAAUGCUUCAAGAGCUCUUAGACACAAGAGUCAUGGUUAAAAAAUCGAUGAAAGAGCACAAGGAUGAUUCUGGUCUUUUGAGAUCUCUUGAUGCAAAACAAUUGACAUUGAAGUUUAUUGCAAAUGUUACCUAUGGUUAUACCUCUGCUUCGUUCUCUGGAAGAAUGCCUUCUGUUGAUAUUGCCGAUAGUAUUGUUCAAACAGGACGAGAAACUUUAGAGAGAGCUAUUGAUCUUAUUCAUAGUACAGAGAAAUGGGGCGCACAGGUUGUGUAUGGAGACACAGAUAGCGUCUUUGUUUAUUUCCCUGGAAAAACUAUUGAAGAAGCCUUUGCACUAGGAAAUGAAAUUGGAAAUACGAUUACCAAAAUGAACCCUGCGCCUAUAAAACUAAAAUUUGAAAAGAUUUAUCAUCCUGCUGUUCUUUUGGCAAAAAAGAGAUAUGUCGGCUUCAAGUAUGAAAGUCCUGAAGUGGCUGAACCAGUUUUUGAAGCAAAAGGCAUAGAGACUGUCAGAAGAGAUCACACAUCAGCUACCCAAAAGAUAUUGGAGUCUAGCUUAAAGAUUUUAUUUAGAACACAAGAUAUGUCUGAGCUGAAACAGUAUCUUUAUAGACAAUGGACUAAAAUCUUAUUGGGUCGAGUACGACUACAAGACUUUAUUAUUGCAAAAGAAGUUCGUAUGGGUACCUAUGCUAGUCGAGAUGGACCGAAUGGGGCAAUCGUCGCUCAAACAAGAAUGAAUAAAGACAUACGGUCCGAGCCACAAUAUGGAGAGCGUGUCUCUUAUGUUGUCGUUUGUAAAGGCCCUGGAGCAAAGCUUAAAGAAGAAGUGGUUAGUCCAGAAACAGUAUUAAAUAACAGUCACUUACGACUAAACGCCGAGUAUUAUAUACGUAAACAGAUCAUUGCACCAAUAAGUAGAAUCUUUAACAUAAUAGGAGUUGAUAUUUUAUCCUGGUAUGAAAACAUGCCUCGUGUACAAAGUGGGGCUUUUGGAGGUCUAAAUAGCUUUGCGGAACAUGAGCAUGGAAAAUUGAGGUUUAUUGAUCAAUACUACUCACGCCAUCAUUGCGUUGUCUGCCAUAAAUCAACAGACCAAGGGACGCAUAUAACGGAUGGCGCUAUGCGACUAGUAGCAACAAAUAUAAUUGUGUGUGAAACAUGUGCAAAAGAGCCUCAAAAGGUGAUUUAUACCCUUACCUGUCGACAAACAUCAGCGCAGCGCAAGCUAAGGAAUAUACUAAGUACAUGCCAAAAAUGUACUGGGUUGUCGCCACUUGACUGUAAAACAUCAAACAAUCAAUCUGGAUCACAAUGUGAAGAUGUUCCGUGUGUUUCCUUGAAUUGUCCUAUUUAUUAUGAAAGAUUGACAGCAAAGAAAGAUGCUCAAGCAUUGUUAAGCUAUAAUAAGCUGCUUGAUGAUUUGUCAUUUUCAUGACAUAUCAUUGAAUAUGCAGCCAAUAGAUAAUCUUGCUCCCUAUUUAGCGCGAAAUUAGAUGGUUUAGCUCGUUUGCAAAGGCCAUAUACAGAGUUAUGAAAAUAAAUCCACCUGUUUGUAUUUCGGAAAUAUC